This is a messenger RNA of Arachis stenosperma, 1197 nucleotides long. RefSeq lists its product as uncharacterized. Bases 1 to 1197 code for a protein of 398 amino acids. The record is from RefSeq and is a predicted model, not a curated record. The transcript is spliced from 2 exons. Lineage: Eukaryota; Viridiplantae; Streptophyta; Magnoliopsida; Fabales; Fabaceae.
AUGGCAAGUGAGGAAGAGAGUUUUCUUGCCUUAGUGCAUUGCUCUAGGAAAAUCCAAAAAAGCAAAAGAUAUGGUGUGAAGUUCACUGACAGAGAACCACUAAGUGUUUUCAUCAGUUCAUCAAGCACUUUGUCAGAUUUGAAGAACAGCAUCUUGCAGAAGCUUGGGGUGUUUGGUAGCAAGUGGGUGAAGAAGCUAUUCUACAAGAUUUCCAUCGCAGUUGUCUCGACCGAUGUUAAGUAUGAUACCUUUGUGCUAGCGGCUGAUGAAGAUAUUAGGGUUCUAUUCCAUUGUGUUAGGAGUUUUCCAGAGGUCAAAAUACACGAGUUGUUCGCAAAGUUGGAGGUUGGUGUCGAUAGUUCUGGGGCAUCAGCUCCAGUUCAUAGCUCGACUGCCGCGGGCGGUGCGUUUAGUUCGAUGCCUGCGGUGAGACCAUCCGUUCCGCUGGUAGCAUCCCCUUCAUUCACGGCUGAUUUAGAUCAAACGGAGGUUGUUAGUUCUGUACCUUUGGAGAAUGCAGGGGUCUUUGAGCAGGCGUAUGAAGUGGGCACCGGUGGUGGCUUGCUACCUGAUAUGCAAGGCUUUGGAGAACCUGAUCGAGUAGAGAAUGUAAUGUGUGAUGAUGACUCUGACCAGGAGCCUGUAGAUAUCAUUGGGGAUAGCGAUGAUGACACAGGUGCCAAUCCACAUGCACAGCAUGGGCCUUCAAGUUCUGGCACUCAGCAGUACCCUCCACACUUCUCCACACUAAACUUGGAGGCUCUGGGUCCACAAGCGGACUGUGGUCCUACAGUUGAGAAUCUUCUACAGAAUUUUAAAUUGGGUCAUCUUAAGUAUCAUGGAAAAUACAAGGAGUUCGACAAGGGUUGUACUUGGUUGAUUCGCGUAGCGCUGCGUGCACGAAAGGGCACUUGGGAGGUUAGGAGGUACAACGGGCCACACACUUGCUUGGCAACCUCUAUUUCCAGUGAUCACGGUCAGCUGGAUUACCACGUUAUCUGUGCGAGGAUUCUUUUGUUGGUUAAGGCAGAUGCUGUGGUGACGGUAAAGGUAUUACAACAAGCUACAGAAGCCGAUUACGGUUUCAAGCCUAGUUACAGGAAGGUUUGGAUGGCGAAGCAGAAGGCAGUGGCACAAAUAUAUGGAGAUUGGGAAGAGUCGUAUACGGAGUUGCCACGUUGGAUGCUAGGGGUAUAG